Messenger RNA from Drosophila rhopaloa, 2068 nucleotides. It is a transcript of the gene APC7, whose product is annotated as anaphase-promoting complex subunit 7. Bases 129 to 1955 code for a protein of 608 amino acids. NCBI's taxonomy places the organism in Eukaryota, Metazoa, Arthropoda, Insecta, Diptera, Drosophilidae. The transcript has 5 exons. The record is from RefSeq and is a predicted model, not a curated record. Gene Ontology annotation, biological process: cell division. Gene Ontology annotation, molecular function: protein binding.
AUCUCUAUCACACAAUAUUUAUGUUUCAAUAUUGUUAGAUACAGUUAGGAACUAGAGCGGAAUACCCGGAACCAGUUGAGCCUGUCCGUCAUUUUUGUUAGUUGUGUAAAUUUGUGCGCGUGGAAAAGAUGGAGAAUACGCUAUUUGAGAAUGUUAAGAAGCUCUACGACCACAAGCUUUACGAGUGCGUGAUUCCAGUGGCCAAAUUGCUGACUACGGCGCUGAAGAAUGAUCGCAAUGUUGCCACUUUGGAGAUGGAGUACCAGGUGCAGCUCUUCCUCAGCAAUUCGCAGUACAAGGAAGGCCAGCAUCGGGCGGCCUUGCGGCACUUUGAUGACAUGAUCCACCAGCGUCGGAUGAUGGCGCGCCACAAGAACGCCUGUUUGCUGGCCAUCGAAAGUGCCUAUCCGGAAUUCGCCGAAGUGGAGCUGCGGCGACGGGCCGCCGAGUGCUACCGCGAGAUCGGGAAUCCCGAAAUGGCCAUAUCCACGUUGCUCCAGGUGCCCGUGAAGUCGCGCACACCAAGGAUCAACCUGAUGCUGGCCAGGCUGCAACAUCACGGCCCCGGUCUUGGGUGCCCCAACAAGGCGGAGGCCAUGCACGCCUACAGGGAGGUCGUCCGCGAGUGCCCCAUGGCGCUCCAAGUGAUCCAGUCCCUCUUGGAGCUGAAAGUCGACGGCAACGAGGUCAACUCGCUGGUGAUGCACGCUGCCUCGGUGCCCGGAAACUUCGACUGGCUGAGCACGUGGAUCAAGGCGCUCGCCCAGAUGUUCGACUGCAAGCACUUGGAUGCGGCCGGCACCUUCCAGAAGCUGCAGGAUACCACCUCGCUGCGCGGCAACGAGCACCUGAUGACUGCGCUGGGCAAGUGUCUCUACUACCACGGCAACUACUUACAGGCGGAGCAGUUGUUCUCGGCGACGGUCAGUGCCAAUCCGGACAACGUGGAGCUGAUCGGACUGCUGGGCGUUGUCCGGGGGCAGGAGGGCCACGGUCUCAGCAGCCCGGACAUGGAUCGCCUGUACGCCCAGGUGACCCGCGAGCGGAGCUACUCACCUGACCACUGGUUCGCCCACGCCCAAUCCAUGUACGACUCGGGCAAGUUUGAGCGCGGCCUGAGUUUCGUGAAGCAAUGCCUGGAGGCGGACCCGCGCCACCAGGAGGCCCUAAUCCUGCGCGGCCGGCUGCUCAACUCGCUGGAGCUGCACAAGGAGGCGGCGGAGGCCUUUCGCAUGGCCCAAACUGUCGCAUCGUAUCGAUUCGAGGUCUACAGGGGUCUCUAUCACAGCUAUUUGGCCCAGAAGCGAUUCAAGGAGGCCCAUGCCAUGUGCAACUGGACACUCCGCAUGUUCCCGAACGCGCCCAGGAGUCUAACGAUGUUCGGUCGCACCCUCUUUGUCUCAGCAGAUCCGAUGGUUAAGAAGACUGCCCGCAAGUUUGCGGAAAAGUCCCUGAAGAUCGAUCCCAACUACACGCCGGCGGUGGCCUUAAUGGCCGACAUCUGCCAGUUUGAGGGCUCACCCAAGGUGUCCAUUAAGCUGCUGGAGGAUCACGUCUCCCUUUUCCCGCAGACGAAUCUGUUCACGGUUCUCGGGGAUAUGUUGCGCACGCAAAAGGAACCCAUCAGGGCCUUGGAGUAUUACUACAAGGCAUUGGGUAAGGAUCCCAAAUGCGAGCGAACUUUGCGAGGAAUAAGUCUAUUAAAGAGCUCCAACUCGCUUGUCAUUGAAUCGUGUGUCCUGGACGAAGGUGGGGUCACUAAGGUGAAUAACCAGCAGUCCACUGGUGGAUUGGCAACCCCAAAUCUGGAGUGGAUGGGUGGCGACUGUGCAGAGAACGCUCGAGAGGCAUCCUCCUCACCGGCCGCCAGAUCAGGUCAGGAUGGCGAUGGCGAUGGCUCCGUUUGGCACGACGUCGAUGCGGAAAUGAGUAACUUUAAUUAUGACGGUCAUUAAGACUGAACAUUUGUGAACAGCUCAAUUUAUAUAUCAUAUGCCAUCCCUUAUUUACAUAUUACAUUACACAAAAUUUGUACAUUCAUUAAUGUUAAAAGAACCCAUACAACUAA